Molecule: messenger RNA, 1995 nt
Organism: Aspergillus glaucus CBS 516.65
Lineage: Eukaryota; Fungi; Ascomycota; Eurotiomycetes; Eurotiales; Aspergillaceae
Exons: 3
Coding region: 29-1672 (547 amino acids)
Biological process (GO): carnitine biosynthetic process
Cellular component (GO): mitochondrion
Molecular function (GO): oxidoreductase activity
Source: RefSeq, a predicted model, not a curated record
GCUAUUUAUGUGGCUUCAGCCGUAGCUAAUGUACAUCUGGAAAAAGAAAUCAGAAGCGGUCAGUGCCAAAGACCUAGAUACUCACAUGUCAGAGAGAACGAGUCAUAGGGGCUCUUCAUCUGCUUGGAUCCAAAGCAUUAUAAAAGCAGGUGGUAUCUCAUCAUUAAAAGUUCAACAGCCAUCGACACCUCAAGAGAAAUACACUUUUUUAUUGUCUUAUUUUUUCAUCAAAGUUUCUGACACAAUGGAUGUGACACAGUGUAAAUUAGGCUUGCAAGCUCCAAUUUUCUACUUGCCGUCGGACGUUGAAGGGAUACGGAAGGCGAUUUUAACUGACGGAAUAGCUUUCGUGGAAAAAUGUGAUGAGACGUUACUUGUCUCCCUUGCUAAUGAGUUUGGGGAAAUCGUUCGACCUCGCAAUGAGAGAAUUGAAGGGAGCGGUGUCAGUCAUAUUCGAUUCGCUCCGAAUUUGGCCGGCAAAGGAUACAGUUCUGAAGAGUUAUUCUUCCACACGGACCGAAGCGGAUGGGAUGUACCGCCGCGAUUUCUGAUGUCGCUUCUCAAAAGUGCAUCGGAGACGGGAGGCGAAUCCCUGCUGGUGGAUGGCCAUCGGGUUCUGAAGGCCAUCAGAGAGCAAGAUCAGCACCUAUACCGUCUUGUUACCAGUCCAAAGUACGGAAGCUUCCGUGCAGACGAUGGAACAUUUGUACCAAGGCCGGUGUUCGAUGAAAGUGAGGGUUUGCUUCGCUUCCGGUUUGACGAUGGCAUUCAACUAUCAGCAUCCAUGGUUUCUGCCUUGCCUAAACUGCAGGAUACCAUCUUCCAGAAUGCCUUUGCCGUCGCGCUCAAGGCUGGUCAGGGGUAUAUCGUGGACAAUCACCGUUUCUUGCACGGUCGAACCUUGUUUUCUGGUUCACGCGAGUUACUCAGAGUUCUUGUACACCCUCAACCGGAGCGACGGGAUCUGACUCUCUUAUUUGAUAUUGACGGCACUCUCUGCCGUUCUGAGGAGCUCAGCAUCGAUGCCUACUUCUCUUGUAUCAGCGCGAUCAUGGGAGAAGUGAUCACUCACAGAAAUACCCCGGUUAACCUGCACGGGCGCACGGAUCUGGGCCUGUUCCAUGCUAUCAUGGAGUACCAUGGCGUGGAUGACAAGUCUCUGAUGGUCGAGAAAUUCCAGCAAUUACAUCCACGGUAUCUUAAGGAGUCCAACAAGAAAGGAUUAACAGCGGUAGAAUGCCCGGGAGCAAAGGAAACCUUAUCCUGGCUCAAGGAGUAUCAAAAGGAUAUGCAUCCGUCAGUCCGCAUUGGCCUUCUUACCGGCAACUCGCGUCCAAAUGCACUUCUGAAGCUGCACGCGGCCGGCAUUGACACGAACAUUUUCGACCUUGAUAUUUCCUCCUUCGGGGAUACACACCUCGACCGCAAGUCCUUGUUUCAAGACUCCUUGUUGAAAUUGCAAGAGCGCUAUGGCAUGGGCGUUCAUGCCAGUGAUGUGAUCAUUGUGGGUGACACGCCACUCGAUAUCGAGUGUGCCAAGAGUGUGGGAAGUGAUAUUAUCGCGGUCGCUACUGGGAACUACACUGUCGAUGAUCUUGCCAUGCUGCAGCCUAAUCUCUGUUGCUCCCAGCUGUCUGAAGCAAAGGAAUUCUUGGCUCUAAAGUGCGCUUGAUUUGAUCAAAAGAAAAUUUCACCUGGUAAACGGAGGCGUCACGGUGCCAGCCUGCCAUCUAUUGAUCCGAAUUAAUAGUCGGACCGAGACUGGCAAGGUGCCGAGAGGUGAUAGGAUCGGGGAACUACGGCUAUGCAGCCAGCAUCCUUUGACUAUGGCCAAUGCCUGCAUGCAUUAUGCACUUUAUAUUCCUUUUGUCUCUUUGAAAUUCUUUCGCAAUGCUUUCCUUUAGUAGCUAGUUGAUGGCCGCCAGAUUGUCUAUAAAUAGGCCUUAUGAUUAAUAGUUUUCUCAAAUCAGAGUUCUUCCUCUAUUCACUCCAGCC